AUGGCGCUACUGGUUUGGCUGCCUGUGCUAGAAGGCCUAGCGCUGCUGGCGGCUGGAGGCUGGCUGCUGGCGGCUAAGGCUAGGGCGGCGCGACUAACGGCUAAAGCGGCGGUGGGCAUUGCUGCAGCAGUGCGCACGGCGGUGGUGCUCGCUGCGGCGGGGCGCGCUGCCUUGCUUGAUGCUGCGGCGGUGCGAUCGGCGGAGGCGCGCGCUGCGGCGUGCGCUGCUGCAGCUCUGCGCGCGCUUGCGUGCGUGCGCUGCCUGCGCUGGCGGCUGCGUGAGCACGCGCGGGCUGCUGGCGUGCGCGCUAAGCACGGCGUGCGGGAUAGCGACGGGCGCUAG
Closterium sp. Naga37s-1 is the source of this 342-nucleotide messenger RNA. The record is from the annotation of a GenBank genome assembly. Lineage: Eukaryota; Viridiplantae; Streptophyta; Zygnematophyceae; Desmidiales; Closteriaceae.